Papaver somniferum (opium poppy) is the source of this 2243-nucleotide messenger RNA. RefSeq lists its product as uncharacterized. The transcript has 9 exons. NCBI's taxonomy places the organism in Eukaryota, Viridiplantae, Streptophyta, Magnoliopsida, Ranunculales, Papaveraceae. Bases 357 to 1961 code for a protein of 534 amino acids. The record is from RefSeq and is a predicted model, not a curated record.
UUGAUUUUUUAGGCCAAAAAAAAGAUUGAUUUUUUUAAUUAUUAAUCAUCAAAUUCAGCUAUUUAUGAAGUAGAGAGAGGAGUAAGUCCCUCGUAAGUAGUGUGCGUAUGGAACCCUGAAUUCAUCGUAUUUUAAUUUCACAGAGGUUUAAGUAAAACACAGUAGUACCAGUUUCUGUAGUAAUUUAUAAGGUUUGAAAAAUUCUUGUUUUCUCUAAAUUAUUUUAUUUGUUGAUAUUAUCAAAGAAAAGAAGAUUAAAGACAAAGCAAAAACAGGGUUCAAGCUUUUGAUUAUGUUUAUGGUUUAGAGAGGAGAAGAAAUUUUCUUUUUGGAGAGGGGAAGGGGGAAAAAAUUCAAUGGGGGGUUGUGUAUCCACACAAGAAGGAUGUAUAAGAGUUAAAAGAAGAUCAUCAAAGUGGACUAGGAAAAGAAGAAAAGGAACAAGAAGAAGGGUUUCAUCCGAACAUAAUAAAAUUAUUGCUGUUCCUGAUCAUCAUUCUAUUAGUAACCCUACUUUUCAAGGAAAUACAGAAGAGGCAUGGUUCGAUUCUAUUGCUAUGUUUGAGUCUGAUUGCGACGAGGAUUUUCAUAGUGUUCAGGAAGAUUUUUUGUCUUCGAGUGGUUCCAGAAGGGCAUCUUUGUCUAGUUUAUCAUCAACGAGAAAUGGCAACCAUGAAGAUCAGCAUGAUAAUGUUCCAUCUAUACCUUCUCCAGACCUGCGACCAAAACUAAAGGAACAAUCAACGGGAAAUUCAGCAUUGGAUUAUUUAUUUGAUGUCUCUAGAAAAUCAAUCAGCAAGGUGUCACAUUCGAAUGAUGCUGAUAUGCAGCCAAACUCUGCUGUCACUUUACCAAAUAGUAAACUUCCCAUUUGCCCUGAUGAGCACUCUGGUGACUCUGGGGAUACGCAUGCUGGAGAGAAGGACAAGGAAGUACUUGACAAUUGCGGGAUUCUUCCACAUGUUUGCUUACCCUGUCUUGCCUCUACCGUCCCCUCAAUUGAGAAGAGAAAACCUUUGGAUCCUCUUUCCCCUGGCGCAAGGAAGAAAACAGCCAGUAAACAUUCAUUCAGAUGGAAAGAAGGACAUUCUAAUCCUACAUCAAUGUCUACAAAGACAAUUCUGCAUAGACCAAAAGCAGGCGACCAAGUUCCGUGCUGCCCAAUAGAGAAGAAAAUGUUCGAUAGUUGGUCUGCUAUCGAGCCUAAUUCUUUCAAAGUCCGUACAGAGAAUUAUCUUAGGGAUAAAAAGAAAGAUUUUGCUCCCGGAUAUGCAGCAUAUUAUCCCAUUGGUGUUGAUGUCUUCUUAUCCCCUCGGAAAAUUGAUCAUAUUGCUCGCUUUGUGCAACUUCCAGUUAUGAAAUCAUCAUCUGGAAAGCUCCCACCUCUUCUUGUUGUAAAUGUUCAGGUUCCAUUAUAUCCUGCUGCCAUCUUUCAGGGUGAAACUGACGGGGAAGGGAUGAAUUUUGUUUUGUAUUUUAGGCUCUCCGAAAAUUACUCAAAAGAGCUUCCUCUUCAUUUCCAAGAAAAUCUCAGGAGGAUAAUAGAUGACGAAGUCGAAAAGGUCAGAGGUUUUCCUGUGGAUACCAUUUUACCCGUCAGGGAGAGAGUAAAAAUCUUGGGUCGCGUGGCCAAUGUAGACGACCUUCAGUUAAAUGCAGCAGAAAGGAAGCUUAUGCAUGCAUACAAUGAAAAACCUGUUCUUUCACGGCCUCAGCAUGAAUUUUACUUGGGAGAAAAUUACUUCGAGAUUGAUAUUGAUAUGCACAGAUUCAGUUACAUCUCUAGGAAAGGGUUCCAAGCAUUUCAAGAUAAAUUGAAGAUAUGUAUACUGGAUGUUGGACUCACAAUUCAGGGAAACAAGCCCGAAGAAUUGCCAGAGCAGAUUUUAUGUUGUGUAAGACUGAACGGGAUCGACCAUACGAAGUACCAUCAACUGGGUUUGAAUGAAGAGCCCUUUUGAACGCAACUAAGUCACACGAAGGUUGUGUAAACAUUCUUUUCUUAAUAAAAUUUCCGGUUUUGAAUUUUUUUUUCUUGCUUGGUUGGUUGGUUAGUUUCUUCUUUUGGUUAAACCAACAAUUUGCUAACGAUUCCAAAUAAUUCAGUGUCCAAAUCUUUCGGUUUAAAAGUAAUACGGCAUUCCAUGUCAAUUUUGAAUGUAAAAAACUUCCAUGUAAAUUUUUUGAUUGUAUACAUGAACAUCUGGCCAAAACAAAGAAAACUUGGCUAUUCUAAUAUUACA